AUGGAAAAUUUAGUGAAAAUUACACCACCAACCAAACAAGAGAUUAAGGAUUAUUUCUUAGGCGAUAUUAUUACAAAUGAAAGUUUGAAGAAAUCAUCAAAACGUUCAAUACCAGAGAGUACAAAAAGCGACGACGAAUAUUUUGAAAGUUACAGUAGCGAUGACGAUUUCUUGAGCGAAUCUUUCAAAGAAACUCUGCAAGAAAAAUCAAAGGAGAUAAAGAUUAAAAAGCAAAUGCAAGUUGAAAAAAGAGAUGAGACUGAAGUCAUUACAACUUCAACAGAGACCAAUGCUUCUGUUCAUGUUGGAACUCCAACUAUAGAAGAAGCUAAGAAGCAUAUUUGCCGCCAAAUCAAAAUCAAAAAUUUGGAUGUUACUAAGCAAGCCGAAAGCAGUCCUGAAAUAAACUCGACGUUCGACGAAUUCCUGAAAGCUAAGAAAAAGCAUGCAUCGAAUGAAGAAAACGAGGAAAAAGUAGACGAAUAA
Messenger RNA from Clunio marinus, 486 nucleotides. The record is from the annotation of a GenBank genome assembly. Lineage: Eukaryota; Metazoa; Arthropoda; Insecta; Diptera; Chironomidae.